AUGUCGGACCCUGUAAAUUCUUUAACGUUGUGUAAAGAGGAACCUCUUUACGACACAGUUAAUUCUCGAACGUAUAGCGAACGUAUAUAUAUAAAUCUCUGUACAAGUUCUAAUCCAGUCACUAACGUCAAGUCUAAAGAAAUCUUCAAACGAGAUUGGGUUAGAGUCCCUAUCGAGUGUGUUAACCGUACAAUGAUGAAGUUCAAGCAACAGGGGCUAGUCGCGGACUUGAUGCCCAACAUAAAGUUGAUGAAAGCUAGUGGGCACUUUUUAUUCAAUUAUGCCGACGGCUCUGGAAAGAGCAUGCAAAAGAUCUACAGUUCCGUACAUCUGGUACUCAUCCUCAUGCAGUUCGCAUUUUGCGGGAUAAACCUGGUACAAGAAAGAGAGGACGUGGAUGACCUCACUGCGAACACAAUCACGAUGCUGCACUUCACGCAUACUAUAGUGAAAAUAAUUUAUUUCGCGGUCAGGAGCAAGCUGUUUUACAGAACACUCGGUAUAUGGAAUAAUCCGAACAGCCAUCCUCUUUUCGCCGAAAGCAAUGCGAGGUACCAUCAAAUCGCUAUCAAAAAAAUGAGGAUAUUGUUGCUAGCCGUCAUGGGGUCCACGGUGCUGUCCACGCUAUCGUGGACCAUCUUAACCUUCAUUGAAGAUCCCGUGAAGAAAGUUACUGAUCCUGUUACCAAUGAAACUAUGUUUGUUGAGAUACCAAGAUUGAUGGUGCGCUCUUGGUACCCAUUUGACGCCAGCCACGGAAUGGCGCACGUUAUGGUGCUCAUCUACCAAUUUUAUUGGUUACUGUUCAGCAGCGAGCGCGAAUCUUUUAGACGUGUUAUUCUGUUCGUGGCUCCUCUUCGCUUGCGAACAAAUUCAACAUUUGAAGAACAUCAUGAAGCCUUUGAUGGAGUUCAGCGCGACGUUGGAUACCGUUGUGCCAAACAGUGGUGA
Messenger RNA from Megachile rotundata (alfalfa leafcutting bee), 951 nucleotides. RefSeq names its product odorant receptor co-receptor (gene Orco). Gene Ontology annotation, molecular function: olfactory receptor activity; odorant binding. Lineage: Eukaryota; Metazoa; Arthropoda; Insecta; Hymenoptera; Megachilidae. The record is from RefSeq and is a predicted model, not a curated record. Gene Ontology annotation, biological process: detection of chemical stimulus involved in sensory perception of smell; sensory perception of smell. Gene Ontology annotation, cellular component: plasma membrane.